Macrosiphum euphorbiae (potato aphid) is the source of this 300-nucleotide messenger RNA. The record is from the annotation of a GenBank genome assembly. NCBI's taxonomy places the organism in Eukaryota, Metazoa, Arthropoda, Insecta, Hemiptera, Aphididae.
AUGUUCCGGUCGAUGUUGGUAAUAAUUCUUGAAUGGUUAAGUUCAGCCGUACCCUCACCCCACUGCAACUAUUGUCGACCGUACCCAGAGUUUGACGUCUACGCCGAAACCGAAAACGAUAAAGCAGCAACAGAAGGAUUUUUAGGUCAUUCGUAUAAGAGGGUUCAAAAUAUGGAAUGUAAAUCAAAGCCAGAAGAAAUAUUUUUUUCUGUCCUGUGUUCCGCUGCAGCAAGGGCCCUGUGGUGUUUGGUUUUAGAAUUCCUACGCUUUACCGUAAAAUUUUAUCGGCAAAGCGUUUGA